AUGUUGGCAGUUGUUGGUGGCAGUAAUGAUGUUUAUGAUGAUGUUGGUUUUAUUGCAGGAAUAUCCCAUUUACUUGCAUGUCUUUUACCUUUUCUUUUGAUAUACUUUGUUGCUGUUGAAGAACUAACAACAAAUGCUAAAUUGUGA
Entrophospora candida is the source of this 147-nucleotide messenger RNA. The record is from the annotation of a GenBank genome assembly. Lineage: Eukaryota; Fungi; Glomeromycota; Glomeromycetes; Entrophosporales; Entrophosporaceae.